Molecule: messenger RNA, 801 nt
Organism: Drosophila obscura
Lineage: Eukaryota; Metazoa; Arthropoda; Insecta; Diptera; Drosophilidae
Gene: RpS28b
Product: 40S ribosomal protein S28
Exons: 2
Coding region: 89-286 (65 amino acids)
Biological process (GO): translation; maturation of SSU-rRNA; ribosomal small subunit assembly
Cellular component (GO): cytosolic small ribosomal subunit; ribosome
Molecular function (GO): structural constituent of ribosome
Source: RefSeq, a predicted model, not a curated record
CCUACUUCCUUUUUGCUUGCGACUGCCAAUUGAAGCGCAACCUACACGUGAAUUCUCUUCGGCGAAUCUACAAAAUUCAACAAUAACCAUGGACAAACCAGUUGUUUGGGCUCGCGUGAUGAAAGUUCUCGGCCGCACCGGUUCUCAGGGCCAGUGUACACAGGUCAAAGUGGAGUUCCUUGGCGAGCAGAACCGUCAGAUUAUCCGCAACGUGAAGGGACCCGUCCGCGAGGGCGACAUCCUCACCCUUUUGGAGUCUGAACGUGAAGCCAGAAGACUUCGCUAAGAAAGCACCGCCGCCGGAUGUUGUGGAGUGCUUGAUAUAUUUCUUUAAAGAUGCUUUUUCUCACAUUGCUUGCACGAGGCGUGCGACUCCACAACAACGCGUCAAUUGCACCAAAACUAGUAGCAAACAAAAUGAAUCGGCCAAAAUUCGCAACAAAUGUGGAAAUGUGUUCUAAAUAAAUAAAUUUCGAGUAUUCCAGUGCUGAGAAAAAAAAACCAAACUGUUUUGCAUUUGGAUUUAUUUAUACUUUUUUUGUUUUUGUUUUGUGUUUUGUGAAAAUGAAAAUCCGGCUACAUGUCCAAAGCCAAAGAGAGGGCUGGAGCCAGCCACAUCGUGAUCACAAAAGGUCACCCAAAAUGUGCCUAGCUUUAAAUACUUGGCUAUAGAAAAUUCAAUCUGGCAUGACCUCGACGGUCUUGCCCCGAAAGACGUGUAUGGAGGCCGGCCCACCCCUGGGAUGAUUUAUUCAACUAAUGGUUAUUCGUAUGAAAAUAUAUUUGAUUGACUGGCGUAAA